UUCUUUCUAACCUUUGAUUCCUUCUGGGUUUGCAUCCAUAUCCAGAUAAGGUAACCUUGGUGGAACUAAUCUAAUCGUGUUGAUUACGAUGCUUCAAUAGCACAGUGACAGUGGUAGGGGUCCCCCCACAAACAUUGAGGUGCCAGACUGCCAGUUUCGCAGGUAGGUGAAGAUCGAAAAUGUAAACUCUGCGCCCAACAUAAGCCAUGCCCAUGAGAGCUCAGGGUCCUGAAAUUGGAACAGGGUCGACCUUGUUUGAGAGUCCCAGUAAACACCACCACCAUACCUGUGCAGUGGAAGAAGAUGAAGACACGGGUAAUGGUAAUGAGAUGCUGACAUCAGCAUGUCUGGUUUUGGGUUUGGUUUGGUGCAAUUCCUUUGCUGUUUUUGUGAUUGAAGUCAAAAAGGGGCAGUCAAGCAAGCCAAAAAUGAAAAAUGGAAAAAUGGAAAAAAUGAAGAAAUCCUCUAUGCCACUUUGCUUUAGCUUGGGUUGCCCCCACUAGAAAGUGAAAUCACAACCCCAUUGUCUCCUCAGAUUCCCCUUUCUUUUAUGUUUUGAAAACCAAUAAAAAAUCUAGACACCCCUAUUGUUACAGUUUUGGGUGGGUCAUAGAACUCUAUGUUUCAUUUGUCAGGAUUCUCUUUGGGUCUCCCUCUCCUGCUACUAGAAACAAAGAGAAUUAAUGCAAAACACACACCUCCCCCUCCCCCUCCUUGCUCAAUAAAAGAGAAGACACCAGAAACUAGAACUAGAACUACCCUCCCACUCUCUUCUUCUUUACUCACCAACCAACCAACCCACCCACCCUCCUCUUCCAUUCAUUGCCUUUCCUUUUUCUUAUGCUACAACAACACUAAUGGCAAAGAGCCUGCAGGACUCCUCCUCCAAAAGACACUUCCACUGGACCAACAAAGUUGGCAGUGAAGAUGAUCAAGCGCAUGCUGACCUCAAUGAAGAUGGAGUUUCAGUUGCUGUUCCAACUUUGAAGUCCUCACUGUGCAAAGCAGUGUCUGAUGAGGAAGAGAAGAGAAAGGAGGGUCCUCCUCCUCACAAGGUGGUGCAGCUGCAGAGGAGGAAGCUUCAGGCAGCAGCAAUAUCGAGGCUCCGGUCGGUGCUCACCGCCUUUGGGAAGAACCGGUCAGGCCUUCCACUGGGUCUGGGGACUAGAGUUAUAGGGACCCUUUUUGGUUCUAAGAAAGGGCAUGUGCAUUUUUCUCUGCAGAGAGACCCAAACUCACACCCGGCUUUCCUGAUUGAGCUUGCUACUCCGAUUAGUGGGCUGGUGAAGGAAAUGGCUUCCGGGCUUGUGAGGAUUGCUUUGGAGUGUGACAAGGAGAAGGAAGAGAAGAAAACAGAGGAGUCGAAAUCAAUGAAAUCGAAGAGUGGUACUUCAGCUGCUGUGAGGUUGCUGGAGGAGCCUGUGUGGAGGACUUACUGCAAUGGGAAGAAGUCUGGGUUUGCUAGCAGGAGGGAAUGUGGGCCCAAGGAGUGGAAGGUAUUGAAGGCUGUUGAGCCAAUUUCAAUGGGUGCUGGGGUUCUGCCUACUGGGGAUGAAGGUGAAGCUGAUGAGCUUAUGUAUAUGAGGGCUAAGUUUGAGAGGGUUGUUGGGUCCAGAGACUCUGAGGCUUUCUAUAUGAUGAACCCAGAUAGCAAUGGAGCUCCUGAACUCAGUAUCUACUUGCUUCGAGUCUAGCUGAGGUUGGAUUAGCUGCUAUGUGGUUCCAAGUUCUUGAAGAGUAAGCUCUUGUUUAGCUGAAGCUUAGUUCUGUCCUAGUAUAUUUGCUAUUUCUUUUUAUCUUGCUGGAAUAUUUGGGGUGAAAUGGUUACUGGGAUUAUGUCUAUCUUUCAUAUGAUGAUAGUUUAGGUGGGGGGCAAUACAUUAGAACAUGAUGUAGGU
This is a messenger RNA of Argentina anserina (silverweed cinquefoil), 1898 nucleotides long. Its product is annotated as protein MIZU-KUSSEI 1. The transcript has a single exon. The record is from RefSeq and is a predicted model, not a curated record. NCBI's taxonomy places the organism in Eukaryota, Viridiplantae, Streptophyta, Magnoliopsida, Rosales, Rosaceae. Bases 858 to 1694 code for a protein of 278 amino acids. Gene Ontology annotation, biological process: hydrotropism.